Molecule: messenger RNA, 1281 nt
Organism: Anastrepha obliqua
Lineage: Eukaryota; Metazoa; Arthropoda; Insecta; Diptera; Tephritidae
Product: mannose-P-dolichol utilization defect 1 protein homolog
Exons: 2
Coding region: 216-1001 (261 amino acids)
Biological process (GO): oligosaccharide biosynthetic process
Source: RefSeq, a predicted model, not a curated record
AUUGUCAAAAUACGUGUCCAUUGGCCUAUUGGGUGGCUUUUAUGUUAUCUAAAUGCAAUUAAUAGGCACAGAUAGAAUAAAUGAAAGGUUUCACGAACUACAAAAAUAAAAUAAAUUGAAUUUAAUUUACGCUAAUUUGCUCAAUAGCUGGUUAUUCCGAUUUUAUUCGAGGAACUCGUUACCAAGGAAAUUUUUAGCUGUACCUGAGAACAAAAAUGGCUCAAAUUUUAAAGACAAGCCUAAGUUAUUUUCUGAACGAAGAAUGUAUUGAAACAUAUUUGAUCUAUCAUGAUUUUUUCGAUGGUGCGUGUUUUAAAUCACUUUUGAGUAAAUGCCUUGGUUAUGGAAUUAUCGCCGGUUCAAUUUUGGUUAAAGUACCCCAGGUACUGAAACUGUUAAACAAUAAAUCUGGCGAAGGUAUUAACUUGAUAAGUGUUCUCCUGGAUCUAAUCGCUAUAACGUCACACAUGUCAUACAACUACGUUAAGGGGUAUCCAUUCAGUGCAUGGGGAGAUAACACCUUUCUAGCACUACAAACCGCUGCCAUUGCUGCGUUAGUUCUCUACUAUGGUGGAUCGAAAGCUUUGUCUUUGAUAUUUUGUUUUACUUACGCGCUCAUAGUCUACUUACUUAAUUGCGGCUUUACACCAAUAAAUGUGUUGUUGGUAGCGCAAGCGUUUAAUAUACCUAUUUUACUUUUGGGUAAACUCUCACAAGCUUGGACUAAUUAUAAAAAUGCCUCUACGGGCCAGUUGUCUGCGGCGACUGUAUUCUUGUUAUUCGCCGGAUCAUUGGCACGUAUUUUUACGUCUGCUCAAGAAACUGGAGAUUUUAUGAUGAUCGCAACAUUCUGUGCAUCAACAUUUGCGAAUGGGGUGAUUGCUAGCCAAAUGUUGUACUAUUGGAAUAAACCAGGCAAAGGCAAGAAAGUCAAAGUCGGCAAAAUUGCGUCAAAUACUACCAGCGCUCCUAAAAAGACGAAAAGCAAAAAAAUUGACUAAAGAAAGAAGAUGAAUUUCAAUUGUAAUUUUCUUGUUUAAAAGGAAAUUUAGCCGACUUACUCAAUAAAUAUUCGUAUGCAAAUGAAGAGAUGAAUUUAAAUGCUAAACCAAACAAAUUAUGUUGGUGGUACUAAAUUAGUGUUAAUAUUGUUGGUUGAAUUAAAAUAUCAACUUUGGAAACCUCAAACUCAGUUUAUAUGUAUUUUAAUUUGCAAGUAAAGAAUGUAAAUUGUUUUAAAUUUAAAUAAAUGAAAGUAACACAAACUACGCACUACUCAAA